AUGACCAUCACCGGCUUCAUGGCCGGCUACAUGUUGGCGUCAGAGGAAAAAUGGAUGGGGCGAAUCAUUAGGAACACGCAGGCUUCAGCCUUCGAAGUGGUUUCCAACCCUGUUUAUAACCAAACCAUUCGGACUACAAACAAUCAUACGUUGCUGCUAAAAUUACUUCUUACGCGACGCCAAGAGACGGAAGCAACAAGUCUUUCCACUGAAAUUGCAACGUCCGGCGCCAUGCGCAGUGGACAAAUUACCACGAGGUUUAAUGGCGGGACUGGAAACCAGAUGUUUGAAUAUUCCGCCAUGGUUGGUACCGCCAUGAGGAAUAACCUCGUCCCAUUCAUCAGCAAAGGCGGCUUACUCCCAAAAAUGUUUAUACUUGGAGACCCGACCAUCUAUGCGGAGGGGACGGACUUCACAAAACUUACCGUCAUUGGAGAAUCACAGAGCUGUGCCUACAGCAACAACGUAGAACACUUGGACUUGAAGGGCGCAAGGGCCGAAAUGACGGGAUACAGACAAUCGUGGAAGUAUUUCUCAAAAUAUAACGAAGUAAUCCGAAGACAUUUCACAUUCAAUACAGAGAUAUCAAAGGAAGCAUCGGGCGUUUUGGAUGCAUUAAGAGGUUCCAAGCAGAACGUUACUCUGGUUGCAGUACAUAUCCGCAGAGGGGACAUCCUUGUCGAACCUUUUAAAAGUUACGGUUAUCUCGUACCAGAUGAAGAUUACUUUAACAGAUCGAUGAAUUAUUUUCGUGACAAGUACAAAAAUGUUUCAUUUGUCGUUUGCUCAAAUGGCAUUGACUGGGCAAAGUCGGCGUUGCAUGCCGUCAACGAUGACAUCAGAUUUGUAGAAGGCAAGAGACAGGAAGUAGACUUGGCCAUCAUGUCACGAUGUGACCACGUGAUCAUGUCUGUUGGAAGUUUUGGUUGGUGGGCUAGUUGGUUAGCUGGUGGAGAGGUGAUUUACUAUAAAACACCUGCAAGAGCGGGAUCAAGCCUUGCUUCUCAAUUCAAUUAUCCUGAAUAUUAUCCUGCAAAUUGGAUAGCAAUGUGUAAUAACGAAAUAUGA
Molecule: messenger RNA, 1068 nt
Organism: Lineus longissimus
Lineage: Eukaryota; Metazoa; Nemertea; Pilidiophora; Heteronemertea; Lineidae
Product: galactoside alpha-(1,2)-fucosyltransferase 1-like
Exons: 1
Coding region: 1-1068 (355 amino acids)
Biological process (GO): carbohydrate metabolic process
Cellular component (GO): membrane
Molecular function (GO): galactoside 2-alpha-L-fucosyltransferase activity
Source: RefSeq, a predicted model, not a curated record